AUGACCCCAUCGACAACUCUCUCCGUGCUUUCCUCUCGCAUCCUUCCGUUCAGCUCUUCGUUCUCUUCGAGCAAUAAAAAUCGAAAGCAGAUAAAGCGAUCCCUAACGACUUCUGCUGAUUCUGCAGACAACGACAAAAACAACGCCCGUGUGGAAAGCGAGAACAGGGGAGAAAAUGAAUCCACGCGACGUAGCGCUAUGGUUUUAGGAACGUCUGUCGUUACUUUUACGCUUUUUAACGCGCAACCAGCAACGGCGAAAUUGCAAGGCCGCACAGGAGGAAUUCCAAUCGAAAACUUUCGAGAUUUACCAGGCACAAAUCCUGCAAUAAAAUAUUACGACAUGAAAGGCGGAGGUGGUGAUAGUGCGGUCCCUUUCCCAAAAGGAACGCGGGUCGCAGUUCACUACGAUCUUAAAUUUCGCUCGUUAACGAUUGCUUCUUCGAGAGUUGGGGCUGGUGUGACUGGCGGAACACCAUACGGAUUUAACGUUGGCACGCCCGCCGCUACUCCGGGCGGUCCGUUCUUACCAGCUUUCAACUACGGCAUUCAAGGAAUGGGAGUUGGAACCGUUCGACGAAUGCUCGUGCCUGCGGAGUAUGCGUACGGUAAUAAUCAAGUGCAAGAGAUUCCUCCAAACUCUGAGGUGACGUUAGAUUUGGAACUCUUGAGCAUCGCAAAAACUGGUUUAAGCAAGUAA
Molecule: messenger RNA, 699 nt
Organism: Bathycoccus prasinos
Lineage: Eukaryota; Viridiplantae; Chlorophyta; Mamiellophyceae; Mamiellales; Bathycoccaceae
Exons: 1
Coding region: 1-699 (232 amino acids)
Cellular component (GO): chloroplast thylakoid lumen
Molecular function (GO): peptidyl-prolyl cis-trans isomerase activity
Source: RefSeq, a predicted model, not a curated record